GGCACCACACUGUCUGUCAUUGCAAAAACCUAACCUCAAUCAUCGAAAGUUCGAGAUUGUUCCCGAAACGCGACUCAGUAUAUAAAUUCGUCAGUGUUAGUCAUUCCAUUCUGUGUAGUACGAUGUCCGCUCCUGAGAAUAAGCCCGAAAUCGCGGGGAUGCUGUGCGCGCCCCCCGAAGCCCCAGUCGCCGACGCGGCCGAAGUUCCGCAGCCGCGCCAACCCACCAGUCUGCAGGGCCUCCUGAAAUUCGCUAUGGACGCCACGAAAGCCGAGGACGCCCCCCACGAGCCCCACGUCCAGCCCAUGGACGAAGCCCGGCGCAAGUUCCUGGAGCAGGCUUUGCACUCGCUUACCAUCGACGUCAUCGAGAUUCUCCUGAAACAGAUAAAAAUCCUCGAGAACGUGGAUGCUUUGGAAGAAGGGGGCGACGAUUGUCAGUAUAGGGUGGCUUUGGAUACAAUUUCGGACCACGUUUGCGACGUAGACACGGCCAACGAUUUUCACAAAAUCGGGGGUUUUGUGAUCGUGGGGCCGUGUUUGAGGUGUAAGAGCCCCAAAGUGAGGGCUGAAGUGUGUAAUUUGUUGGCGGAGUUGUGUCAGAAUAAUCCGUAUUGCCAGAGGGUGGUUUUGGAGAAUGGGAUUAUGCCGGUGUUGGUGGAUCUUGUGGAGAACGAUGGUGAGGUUGCGGUUGUCGUGAAGGCGCUGUAUGCAAUUAGUUGUAUCGUGAGACAGAAUUCCAGUGGGUGCGCGCAGUUGAUUCAGUACAAAGGAGUGCAAAUAUUUUUCAAGGCGCUGCAGAGGAACGAGGAGAAAAUUAAUAUUAAAAUUUGCUUCUUGUUGCAAGCUUUGUGCAGCUCGCAACCGAAUUUUAAGAGUAGGUUAAUUUUUGUCGGGUACAUUCCGGUGUUGUUUUCUUUAAUCAAAGUUGAACCUAGAGGUAGUGAUGAACACGUUCUGGGAUUACUCUUGAAAUUGAUUGAAGACAACCCAAGUGCGAUUUACGAGUGCAGGCAGAACAAACUCAACGCAAAAGAAAUACUAGAAAACUAUUUAUCUACAAUUAAAGGCAAAGAGGAGUACUCAAACGAAGAAGAAUCUUGUAAUUCAAUUUACAACAUUUUAUUUGCACAGAAUUAAUGUAUUAUUUCCAAUAUAUUUCUUGUAUAUAUUUUUUCUAAUACUAAUAAACUUUGUUUAAUCAUAAAA
This is a messenger RNA of Zophobas morio, 1208 nucleotides long. RefSeq names its product hsp70-binding protein 1-like. Bases 123 to 1139 code for a protein of 338 amino acids. The transcript has a single exon. The record is from RefSeq and is a predicted model, not a curated record. Gene Ontology annotation, cellular component: endoplasmic reticulum. NCBI's taxonomy places the organism in Eukaryota, Metazoa, Arthropoda, Insecta, Coleoptera, Tenebrionidae. Gene Ontology annotation, molecular function: adenyl-nucleotide exchange factor activity.